CCAUCGCAAUGAGGCUGGACCUUACCGUGGUGCGAUGGUUUGUGUGCCUCAGCGAUCCAUUGAGCUAUGCUGGGUGGUGCUUUUGCACCUUCAGAGUCACUCAUACCAGAUUGGUCAAUGGUUAGAGGUCAGACAAACUCAGCCUCCUGGUCCUCCAGGUUGGGGGUUGGAAUGAGGGUGGCACCUUAUUCCUUAAAACGGACUCCUUGUAGUCCAACGCCAAACCCGCUGCCUUGCGGUCAGGUUUUUGAACCAAAGGCUUUGGUUGAGAACCUUAAUCGUUCUCCUGUCUAGGCCUGGGCAACCUGACAGUAUCCUGCCCACGCAAUACAAUGAAUCACACUUCAAACAAAUUGCUGAUGCUCUGGCCACCGCAGAGGAUAAUCAACGGUGCCCUAUCUGCUGCAUCGAGCAGGGUGGAUAGGGGUUUGGAUGCUACUGCUCAAGCCUUCACGUCUUCUUAUUCCCCAUCUUACGCUUUUUCACUCUUACCGCCCCCUUCCAACUUCACUUAUAUCCCCCCAGUUUUCAACCCCCCGAUUCUUGGCCCUCCCCCAACAUGCUUUGCUAGGCAUUUAUCUUCUAGUUUCAACUCACAUGUGAACGCGAAGCGUCACUCCUCUCCUGUCGACAAGCCCAUGUCCAACCAAGCGGUCCAUUCCAGUUCAUCGGCUUCCAUUUGGAGCCCUCGAUUUUCCUUCAGAUUGGCAUGCCUUAAUGUACGCACACUACUACAGAUCGGUCAACAGGCAGCACUUGCCCGAACAUUGGAGACUCUCUCGAUCGAUAUCUGCUGCUUAUCAGAGACCCGCCUGCAAGACUCGAACUCUGUGCUCACUCUGCGAUCCCCUUCAGGUGACGCAAACAGUAUUUUCUCAUUGCGCCUAUCCGGUGACGAUGCAGCUUCGAGCACCGGCCAAGCUGGUGUUGGCAUUGCUCUGAGUCCCCGGGCUGAAGCUGCUCUGGUUGAUUGGAUUCCAAUCAGUAGCCGGAUGUGUGCGGUCCGAUUGGCUGGCUCCUCUAAAGCUUCGAAGUCGCGCGGGACUAAUAGAUGUCUAUUCAUCAUCGCUGCCUACGCGCCCACAAACUGUAGCGAUGAUUCGGUAAAGAACGACUUCUACCGUCAACUGACUCAGCUCCUUCGCCACAGAAGAAGCACGGACACCGUUGUUCUGGCGGGGGAUAUGAACGCACAAGUUGGAAAGUUGUCCACUGAUGAAAUGCAUCUGGGCGGUCAGCACGGUGUAGGCUCCCGUAAUGAUAACGGUGAGCGGUUACUUCAUUUGUGUGAAGAUGCUCGUUUAUUUCUUGCGAGCACUAAUUUCCGACACAGCACCCGCCGGAGGGUGACUUGGCGCCCACCAGCCUCGAACCAGCCUUGCACGCAGAUCGAUCACAUUGCUAUUAGUUACCGCUGGAGAGGCCGCAUCCAGAAUUGUCGCUCGAUUUGGAGCACAUGUGUGGACACUGAUCAUGCACUUGUAUGUGCUGACAUGCGGAUGCGCUUUGGAGGACGCCCACGACGACGCUGUGAGCGCAUUGACACCAGCCAACUGACAAAGCCAGCUGUUCUGAAUGCGUAUCAAAGUACGCUGACAUGCGAGUUGAGUACUCGCUCACUGGAGACAAUUGAUGGUCACUGGUCACAUGUUCGCCAGACCUUACUAGCAGCAGGCAAAUCCUCAUGUGGUAUGUCUAAAAGCCCACAUGGACAUUGGGUCUCUUCUCGGUCUCUGGAACUUAUCGACGCUCGCCGGCAUAUCCCGGCUGGAAGCGAACACAAUGAAACUCGCAAAGAGCUCCGGGCAAAACUCCGUGCUAGCCUGAAGAGAGACCGCGAAUCUUGGUGGUCUCAUCGUGCGUCAGAGAUGGAAGUGGCCGCUGCCCUUGGCAACCAUCGUAAGUUAUUCCGUCUGAUACGGGAAACGGACAGCAGGAGACCUGGUGUUAGUGAAACAAUUUGUGAUGAGAGUGGACAGCCUAUCCACAAUUUGUCAAAACGUUUGGAGCGUUGGGCUGAGCAUUUGGAAAAGCAAUUUAAUCGGCUAGAAUUGUCCGGUUCGCCGGUCACUGAUCGCCCUGCUCCGUGGGCUGUCCCUUUGGAUCCACCCUCUCGCUCAGAAGUCGAACGUGAGAUCCGACUGUUGAAGUUGAACAAAGCCGCGGGACCAGAUGAUCUUCCUCCAGCCCUCUUCAAAUUCGGAGGCCCUGCUCUUGUGGAUGCUUUGCAUGAAUUACUAGUGAAACUGUGGGAGCAGGAGACUGUCCCAACCGACUGGAGCCGCUCCGUUAUUGUUCCCAUCUUCAAAGGCGGCUCGCGCUCGGAAUGCGGCAACCAUAGAGGAAUCAGUCUGAUCUCCAUCGCCUCCAAAUUACUCGCCUCCAUAAUUCUUCACAGACUGACUGGCGCUCGUGAAAGCCAGAUUCGUGAAGAGCAAGCUGGGUUUCGUCGUGGUCGUGGCUGCAUUGACCACAUCUUCACUUUGCGUCAGUUGUUGGAGCACCGUCACACAUAUUGGCGGCCCACCGUAGUCGUGUUCCUCGACAUCAAAGGUGCCUUCGAUUCGGUUGAUCGAUGUGCCCUUUGGAAUUGUCUACUCAGGAAAGGUGUGCCCGAGAAAUAUGUAAAUAUUAUCCAAGCAUUAUAUGCGCGUAGCACGGGCAGAGUGAGGGCUUACGGCAAGCUGUCGUCACCCUUUAAUAUCUCCAGCGGUGUGAGACAAGGAUGUCCGCUGUCACCUUUCCUCUUCAACUUCGCUAUUGACGAAGUCAUGGAGUUUGCAUUUACAGGACAUGACUUGGAAGGUGUGGAGCUACUCCCAGGAGAACGACUUCUUGACUUGGAGUAUGCUGACGACAUUGCCCUCAUCUGUGACAGCUCCCAGACGUGCCAAGCCGCGCUAGACAGAUUAGCACUGGCUUUCAGCCGCUUCGGGCUUUGCUUUGCACCAUCGAAGUGCAAAGCGCUCCUCCAAGAUUGGCAGGGAUCGCCUCCUGCGCUGACCCUUGGUGGGGAUCAGCUAGAAGUCGUUCAGAAAUUCAAUUACCUGGGAAGUUGUAUCAGCGCCCUUGGGAUCGAAGACGAGAUCACGAACCGUAUAGCGAAAGCUCGAAGUGCUUUUGCUAACCUUCGCCACCUUUGGCGGCGGCGCGACAUCACUCUCGCCCUGAAGGGUAGAGUGUACAAUGCAGCGGUACGUUCGACCUUACUGUACGGUUGCGAAACCUGGCCCCUAAGGUCGGCGGACUUGAAGAGGCUAGUUACGCUCGACCAUCGGUGCCUUCGCAGUUUGGCUCACAUAUGGUGGGAACACCGCGUGAGUAACGAGCGUGUUCGACGCAUUGUUUACGGCCCAGGAAAAGGAUCUGAACCGCUCAGCACCGUUAUUUCCCUCACCAGGCUCCGAUGGCUCGGCCACGUGUUACGCAUGCCAGCCCACCGACUCCCUCGACGUGCGUUGUUUGCUCACCGGGGAUGUGGGUGGAAGAAGAGGAGAGGUGGCCAAGCGAUGACUUGGUCCAGGGGAAUGAAGUCCCUCACCUCGGAGCUAGCCUCGGUUGGAGCUUCACGGCUCCCUGGUUGGGGUCCAAAAGACGGUGAACACGUUUGGCUGGAUACACUUGCUGACAUGGCAAGGAGCCGACCUCAGUGGCGUUCAUGCUGUGAGUUUCUUUGUCCCUCCCCAUCCCUUUUAGCCUCCCCAUCCAUCUACGAUCUCAUUUCCUAGGGUAAAACAUAAUGUUUUGUUUCUUUUUUCCUAGUAGCUGGCUGGAAGCUUACCGGAACGAUGCCUAUCCGUUGCUGGUAGCUCAGCUGGCAUGCAACUGUUGUAUCUACUUCUCCUUUGUGUAUUGUAUUGUAUGCAUGUAUGUAUGUAUU
Molecule: messenger RNA, 3880 nt
Organism: Dicrocoelium dendriticum
Lineage: Eukaryota; Metazoa; Platyhelminthes; Trematoda; Plagiorchiida; Dicrocoeliidae
Source: the annotation of a GenBank genome assembly